Molecule: messenger RNA, 1298 nt
Organism: Protobothrops mucrosquamatus (brown spotted pit viper)
Lineage: Eukaryota; Metazoa; Chordata; Lepidosauria; Squamata; Viperidae
Gene: TASL
Product: chromosome unknown CXorf21 homolog
Exons: 1
Coding region: 79-954 (291 amino acids)
Biological process (GO): regulation of toll-like receptor signaling pathway
Source: RefSeq, a predicted model, not a curated record
CACAGUCAGCUCUGAUUUCUUAUUAGUAAUAUUUUGCAUGUUCUGAUAAUCUUUUUUCUUCUCCCCUCUUGCCAAAGAAUGCUGUCUGAAGGAUAUCUUUGUAAAAUCCCUUAUCAUGAGCUCUUGAAUUACACGCUCUAUGGAACAGAAACAGAAGAGGCAAUACAUGAAUUGAAGUCAUUAAAUGGUGUCACUUAUGAAUCAACAGACAACAUGCAAAGUAGAAGUUUAUUUUGUAAUUAUAGAUCCAUGGACACAUUUAUGAUCUCUGUUUCUUCCAAAAAACCCAAAAAUAAUAAACAAAAGAAAGACACAUUGAAACAAACUAUUCAAUAUCCAAUAUUUGAAAGGCAAACAUCUGAACCUGUGGAAAUCUGUGUGAGAUCAUCCAUAAGCAAAGAUACUUACCUUGUUCCUUCUUCUUGUAAAAGCAUUUGUAAGAACUACAAUGACCUGCAUAUCGCUGGUGAUCAGGUGCUGCCAAUGAAUUCAAUUAAAAGAGAUGCUAUUUAUGACAGUGGGAUAUGCCCAUUCUUGGAAUCGUCAGAGAUUCCAUUGGCAAUAGAUUCAAUUCCAAUAUUGCCUGUUGAGGUCCCGCGGAAACCGUCCCAAAGGAAUUCAUCAUGCUGCAUCAUGGCCAGCAUCAUGCACCAUCAACAGCCUCUCUCAAAUUCAAUUCUGAAUAAUUAUUUGGAGGAGAAAGUACUAGAGCUUUAUAAACAAUAUAUCAUGGAUGUGAUGGGCAGCAGCAUAUCUCCCACUCAAAUCUUGACUUCAGAGUUCAUAAUGACAAAUGUAGAUCAAAUCAGCAUGAAACUAUCCCAAGAGAUGAACAUGAAGACCACCAAAGCCAAAGAUAUGGUUAUUAACUGCCUUCUGCAAUUAGCUAGUGGAAAGGUGUCAAGUGAAAUGAGCACUCCCAGUCUCCACAUUUCCCAGUUCAGCACUAAAUAAAGUUCACUCUGUCUUGAAAGGUAGAAAUCAGUUUAAUUUCUGAGUUCUAAAACUAUCAGGAUACAGUUGAACUGCCAAAUCUUAAUUAUUUCACAAGUAAAAUUCUUCCAGGAUUUUUCAUUUUCCUUUCUUCUUUUGUGCUUUCUCCUCCUUCCCUACUAAACAGUUUUGUGUGUCUGCAAAAAGUUCAGUUAAUAAGGGACCUUUGAAAGUUUUCCUGAAGUUAUUAUUAUUAUUUAUUAUUAUUAUUAUUCUUUUGCAAUCUACUAAAUAUUGGUCACCUAGUGAAAGCUUCCUCUUGUGUAUGGGAGCAUCAUUUAACUGUACAGAUAAUUUAUAUAAUG